AUGACAUGGAGGAGAAGGGAAAGAGCAUCAGCAAAUGGAGCAGAAGGUUUGAACAACAUCCCAAUCUGCACCGUGAAUGAUGACGACAUAUUUCCCAGAAUGCUGCAUAUCUCUGACCAGCUUAGCCCUUCUGAGAGGAAUGAGACCACAUUAACAAAACUCACUAACCCUCCCAGCACUGCAUCCCCAGAGAGCCUGAAAAUUCGAGGAUUUUCACCAGGCCCAGCCAAACUGCCCGCCAGGCCUCAGUCUGAGCCAUGUAGAAAAUCCAGCCAGUGCUUCAAGACUUCCAGAGACAAUCCCUUGGUGAAAACUAAGGCUGAACAUAAAGCUAAAAGGCCACUCGCAUCCACAAGGAUAUGCUCUGCGGCUGCUGUCCGGUCCUCAGACGUGAUGAGCAACAGAAUGGAUGGGAAUGAGAACACCGUGCAUAUUCCCAACUACCUGGAUCAGGAGAUAAAGAUCCUGGCAAAGCUCUGUGAAAUUUUACAUACCGACUCUCUGGCAGAGGUUCUGAACUGGCUGCUUCAAGCAAGCAACGAAGAAAAGGAGUGGGUAUCAGCUCUGGUUCAUUCUGAGCUAGCUGAGAUAAAGCUGUUGGCUCGCCACAGAACAAACACCCCAACAGAACCUGCAGCAGAGCCCAGGAAGCCCUACACCUCCGGAACACCCACAACCAAAUUGCUGCAAAACUCACGUGAGAAGUUGAAAGUGCUGGCUGGAUCUAGAGAGCAUCAGCUACACAGAAUGUCAAGUCAAGGAUCCGAAGGAAGCAAGCCAGUAUCACAAGGGGCUGAGACCCCACUGUUUAUAAGAAGAAACAAGAAGCAAAUACCCGUUACAGAAUAUUUCAAUCCAAAGUCUCCUCUCCGGUCCAACAGUGUGGCAAGCAGAUCACCAAAACCAGGGUCAGCCAGGAGUGCGCAAGGCCACAGCCCUCAAAGAGUUUUCUAUCCUUAA
This is a messenger RNA of Mus pahari (shrew mouse), 960 nucleotides long. It is a transcript of the gene C4H4orf17, whose product is annotated as chromosome 4 C4orf17 homolog. The coding region runs from base 1 to 960 and encodes 319 amino acids. NCBI's taxonomy places the organism in Eukaryota, Metazoa, Chordata, Mammalia, Rodentia, Muridae. The transcript is spliced from 8 exons. The record is from RefSeq and is a predicted model, not a curated record.